Molecule: messenger RNA, 480 nt
Organism: Suillus subalutaceus
Lineage: Eukaryota; Fungi; Basidiomycota; Agaricomycetes; Boletales; Suillaceae
Exons: 3
Source: RefSeq, a predicted model, not a curated record
UCCGGUUCCGGUUCCUCGCAUCUUCGGGCGGUCUCGCAGCCAUCCGCGACGCAUUCUAGAUUCCACUCAUGCAAUACAGCGAUCGCAGUAUAUUAAUACUUUCAUUCAACCGUGUCCUUACUCUUUCUUUCAGCUAGCAUACGAAACGCGAGACCUGGCUAGCUGCUCCGUUUUCUCGAUAGAGGAAGCGUAAUAAACUGCGUUGGUGAGCUUAUUUGGUUCAUGGACUCGUGGAUAUAUGUGUUGCGCACGUCGUGUUUGUUGUGAAAUUCGAACCUGCAUUGGACGUUGUGGUUGGAGUCGUGAUGGGGAGUUAUAUCUGGGCGAGUAUCACGCUUACGAGCUAUAGGACUAGGAUUCAGAGGCGGAUGAAUGAACGGGAUUUGGUGAUCACUCGCGGGAUCCAUACGGAUUGUCUCCUUCACUACAAGAUUGAGUAUGAGGCGCAGAGGUAUACGGAGGCCAUUGGGGAGUAUCAGA